Molecule: messenger RNA, 1754 nt
Organism: Cladophialophora immunda
Lineage: Eukaryota; Fungi; Ascomycota; Eurotiomycetes; Chaetothyriales; Herpotrichiellaceae
Exons: 4
Coding region: 96-1499 (467 amino acids)
Biological process (GO): secondary metabolite biosynthetic process
Molecular function (GO): FAD binding; monooxygenase activity
Source: RefSeq, a predicted model, not a curated record
CUCAUUAUAAGAUCCCAAUCCAACCAACACGCUAAGUUUUCAGCCGAGUCUUUAGUCUUACGCUUCUUCUCAAUUCUAAUUGCAAAAGCGCUGCAAUGGCACACCAUCAAGAUGUUCACGUCGGUAUCGUGGGCGCAGGGAUUGGUGGCCUUGCCGCGGCCAUUGCCCUACGACGGGCUGGAGCCAAGGUGACUGUUCUGGAAGCUGCAAAGGAACUCGGCGAGAUCGGUGCCGGAAUUCAGAUGACACCUAAUGUAUCAGUGCUCUUGCAGCGGUGGGGUGUUGACACUGUGAUUGGCAAAAAUUUGGUGCAGUUUGAGGAAUUGAACAUGCGCCGAAAGGAUGGAACACUUGUUGGCCACACCAAAAUCCCAACCUUGGAACGCAGCCUCGGGCGUCCCUGGUGGGUUGUCCAUCGCGCUCACCUUCACGAUGGUUUGGCAACCGUUGCGCGUAGCUUGGGAGCCGAUAUCAUCAUUGACGCUCAGGUCACACGUAUUGAGUACCAAACUUCAGAUAAGGUGACGGUGGAGACAUACAGGCACGAGACUUACACUUUUGAUCUGCUUGUCGGCGCAGACGGGAUCAACAGCAUUACGAGAAAGACGUUGUUCCCAAAUGUCCACCCGGAGCCGCCGUCUACGAAUUGCGCAUACCGAGCUAUCGUGCCUUACGACAGAAUUCGAGAAGACCCGGUCGCCAGGGAGUUGAUCGAAAAGAAGACGAUGGAAGUGUGGAUGGCUGAGAACGCAUACAUCAUCACCUAUCCUAUCAGCGAUGCUAAGCUCUUCAACCUGGUCCUGUCACAUCAUCGCCCAGAGAAACUGCGUGCCACGCAGAAUGAUGUCCCAAUUGAAGAACUAUGGAACGAGUACAAGGAUUUUGAUCCUCGUAUUCAGCGCAUUGUCAACAUGAUCGACAAGACUUCUCGAUGGCCCCUUAUGGUCACCGGACCCAUGAGGUCGUGGUCUUCUCCUCGACAAAAUGUCGUGCUCAUGGGAGAUGCAGCCCACUCCAUGGUUAACCACAUGGCCCAAGGUGCGGCCACUUCGAUGGAAGAUGGUGCCUUCCUGGCUAGAUGCAUCGCCAAAGUCGUUGAAGGCAAAGUCCGCAUCGACCAGGCUAUCAGGGUUUACGAGGAAGAGCGGAUGCCGAAGGCCUACAUGAAGCAGCAAGUCUCGUACUUGAAUGGUGCCAUCUGGCACUUACCAAACGGCCCUGAGCAGCGCGCCCGAGACGCUGCCAUGGCGCCGGAGCUUGAAGGCAAAUACUACGUCCGCAGCAGCAAUCUCUACGGCGAUCCACAAACCGUCCUCGAAGUCUAUGGCUAUGAUGCCGAGGCUCACGCCGAGACUGCCCUGAACAAGUACCUUAAUGAAGGCAAGGAGCCCGCUCACCCCGAAACUGGCGUGACUGAAGCACUACAACGCAAAUACAUGGACUGGUUUGUGGCCCGGCAAGAGUCUCACUCAGAACCUCAGCUUCAGGCAAGGCUAUAAUUCUCCAAGCUCAACUGAGAAAGUUAGUUUGAGGUGUUUUUGGGGUGGCAGAUUAGCAUAGAUAUGUAUUUAGCUUCACCAGUAUUGCCAAAUUGCGCAAAGAUUCACUAUCAUCCUAAAGUGAAGCGUCAAAAUGUGGGCCUCUCAGACGGCUUUUGCUAGACGCAAAGGCGAUGGUGCGUCCAUUUGGAGUGAGUGAGGCACACGGCCAGGAGACAUGGCAAAUACUUCCAAUCUUGAUCUGGCGAGACAGAG